CUGAGGAGCAGCAGCAGCAGCAGGUGGGGCUGCGCGGCCGAGGGGGCCCCUCCGGGAGAUGCCAUGAUGAGGGAGGUGCCCGGGGGCAGCAUGGCCCGCGGGGAGCGCCUGCCCGACCUGCAGGCCUUCGCGAGCGCCUCGUCCCUGCACGGGCUGAGCCACAUCGUCGCGCACGGCUCGCGCUCCUUUCGCCGCCUGCUGUGGGCGCUCGCCUUCGUGGGCUCCUUGGCGCUGCUGGCGCUGGUGUGCGCCGAGCGCGUCGCCUACUUCCUCAGCUACCCGCAUGUCACCAAACUGGACGAGGUGGCCGCGCCCAACCUCACCUUCCCCGCCGUCACCCUGUGCAACCUCAACGAGUUCCGCUUCUCCAAGAUCACGCGCAACGACCUCUACCACGUGGGCGACCUGCUGGCCCUGCUCGACGCGCGGCACGAGGUGGCCCAGCUGGGCGACCCCGAGAUCCUAGCGGCCCUGCGGGACAGGGCCAACUUCAGGGGCUUCAAGGCGCGCCCCUUCGACAUGGCCGACUUCUACAACCGCACCGGACACGACCUGGCCGAGAUGCUCUGGCAGUGCACCUUCCGAGGCGCCAACUGCAGCGCCAGCAACUUCACCGUGAUCUUCACCCGGUUGGGAAAGUGCUACACUUUCAACUCAGGGGCCCCCGGCCACGAACUCCUCACGACGGUCAAAGGCGGAACGGGAAAUGGUCUGGAACUGAUGCUGAACAUCCAGCAGGAUGAGUACCUGCCUGUCUGGGGAGAGACGGACGAGACCUCCUACGAAGCUGGGGUGAAGGUGCAGAUCCACAGUCAGAAUGAGCCCCCUUCCGUCGACCAGCUGGGCUUUGGCGUGGCCCCCGGCUUCCAGACCUUCGUCUCCUGCCAGCAGCAAAGGAUCUUCUACCUCCCCCCGCCGUGGGGCGACUGCAAAUCGAACCCCGUGGAGUCGGCCUUCUUUGCCAACUACAGCAUGGCUGCCUGCCGCAUUGACUGCGAGACGCGCUACCUGGCCGAGAACUGCAAUUGCCGCAUGGUGCACAUGCCAGGUAACGCCAAUCUCUGCACCCCGGAGCAGUACAAGGAGUGUGCCGACCCGGCCCUGGACUUCCUGGUGGAGAAGGACAAUGAGUUCUGCUCCUGCCAGACCCCCUGCGAGACGGUGCGCUACGGCAAGGAGCUCUCCGUGGUCAAGAUCCCCAGCAAGGCCUCGGCCAAGUACCUGGCCAAGAAGUACAACCGCAGCGAGCAGUACAUCGCGGAGAAUCUUCUGGUGCUGGACAUCUUCUUCGAAGCGCUGAACUACGAGACCAUCGAGCAGAAGAAGGCCUACGAAGUGGCUGGGCUGCUGGGGGACAUUGGGGGCCAGAUGGGGCUCUUCAUUGGCGCCAGCCUCCUCACCAUCCUGGAAAUCUUUGACUACCUGUACGAGGUGUUGCGGGACAAACUUCUCAGCUAUUACCAGGCGAGGAAGCAGGCGGAUCGCAGCAACAGCGACAACCUGGAGCACGCGGACCUCCCCCGCAGCCCAGGCACCCAGCUGCCUCCUCGCCCUCUCAGAGCACCUGCCACACGCUGUGCAGUCACUCGGACAGUGUUGGAUACACCCCGAACAUGCUACCUCGUCACCCGACUCUAGGCAACUUUGAGGAAUUCGCCUGCUGAAGGAAGGGGACCCCCCC
Messenger RNA from Lacerta agilis (Sand lizard), 1681 nucleotides. It is a transcript of the gene ASIC3, whose product is annotated as acid sensing ion channel subunit 3. The record is from RefSeq and is a predicted model, not a curated record. The transcript has 11 exons. NCBI's taxonomy places the organism in Eukaryota, Metazoa, Chordata, Lepidosauria, Squamata, Lacertidae. Bases 64 to 1638 code for a protein of 524 amino acids. Gene Ontology annotation, cellular component: membrane. Gene Ontology annotation, biological process: sodium ion transmembrane transport.